AUGUUAAAGAUAAAUAGCAGACUAGCACCUUUUGGUUCUUUCAAUAAAUCACUUUUCUCCCUAACCCAAAGUCUUAGAUGGAAUUCAACAGCAGCUGCCAUCAAAUAUGAUAACAGAAAUAAGAAUUCAACUAUUCACCCAACAUUUCUGAAGCAUGUAUCCCCAAAACCAUUAUAUGACAACUCAUUUAUUGGUCUAAAUGGUGGCCAAAUAUUUGAACAACUCAUGCGUCGCCAUAAUGUUGAUUCGAUAUUUGGUUAUCCGGGUGGUGCUAUCCUUCCAGUCUUUGAUGGAAUACAUAACAGCACCAACUUCAAUUUUAUCCUUCCUAAGAACGAAGCAGGGGCUGGAUUUAUGGCUAUUGGAUAUGCAAAAGCAUCAACCUUAGGGAAACCAGGGGUUGUUUUAGUUACUUCUGGCCCUGGCGCUACAAACAUGGUAACACCUAUGGCCGAUGCUUUGGCAGAUGGUGUACCUUUGGUUGUGUUUACGGGACAAGUUCCUACAACUCUUAUCGGCUCUGAUGCUUUUCAAGAAGCAGAUGUAGUGGGAAUCUCUCGUUCAUGUACAAAAUGGAAUGUGAUGGUGAAGUCCGUGGAAGAAUUGCCCAGAAGAAUAAAUGAAGCAUUUGAAAUUGCUACCACUGGAAGACCUGGCCCUGUUCUUGUUGAUUUACCAAAAGAUGUUACUGCUGCUAUUUUAAAAACCGCUAUUCCAAUUAAAUCAUCUAUUCCCUCCAAAAUGUUGUCAAAAAUUACAAAUCAUGCUGCUUCUGAAUUUGUCGAGGAUGCCAUUAAAAGAUCUGCACAUUUAUUGAAUAUUGCCAAACAACCAGUCUUGUAUGUUGGUGCUGGUAUUUUAAACAACCCUGCUGGUCCCAAAUUAUUGAAAGAAUUGGCUGAGAUAGCUCAAAUACCUGUAACAACCACCAUACAGGGGCUAGGAGCUUUUGAUCAAACUGACAAAAAGUCUCUUGAUAUGUUAGGAAUGCAUGGAUCCUGCUAUGCCAAUUUAGCAAUUCAAAAUGCAGAUUUAAUUAUUGCUCUUGGUGCAAGAUUCGAUGAUCGUGUCACUGGAUCUCUUCCUAAAUUUGCUCCUGCCGCAAAAUUGGCUGCCUCUCAGAACAAGGGUGGUAUUAUUCAUUUUGAGAUUUCCCCAAAGAACAUAAAUAAAGUUGUGGAGGCUACAGAAGCAAUUGAAGGUGACGUUACUGAUAAUUUGAAAAGGUUUAUACCAUUAAUUAAACCUGUUAAAGAAAGGAAGGAGUGGUUUAAUUUAAUCAACAAGUGGAAAGGUAUGUAUCCUUAUUCUUAUGAGGUUGAGACCCCAGGAUCAAAGAUUAAACCUCAAACAGUAAUAAAAAAGUUGUCCGAAAUGUGCAAUCAAAACAAGAAUGUCGAAACUAUUAUAACUACCGGUGUCGGUCAGCAUCAGAUGUGGGCUGCUCAGCAUUUUCACUGGACAAAACCAAGAACCAUGAUAACAUCUGGUGGUUUAGGCACCAUGGGAUACGGCCUUCCAGCUGCCAUUGGCGCGAAAAUAGCCCGUCCUGAGGCAAUGGUAAUUGAUAUUGAUGGAGAUGCCUCGUUUAAUAUGACAUUAACAGAACUUUCUGCGGCUGUCCAGGCUGGUACUGCUGUGAAAAUCUUAAUUUUGAAUAAUGAAGAGCAGGGUAUGGUCACCCAGUGGCAAUCAUUGUUUUAUGAAGAUAGAUACUCUCACACUCAUCAAUUAAAUCCUGAUUUUGUCAAAUUUUCUGAAUCAAUGGGUGUAAAAGCAAUUAGAGCCGCCAAACAAGAGGAAUUAGAUGAGAAAUUAAGAGAGUUUUUAGAGGAAAAAGGACCCAUUUUAUUAGAGGUUGAGGUUGAAUCAAAAGUUCCAGUCCUUCCAAUGGUGCCUGCUGGUAAGGGUUUGGAUGAGUUUUUAACUUAUGAUCCAGAGGUUCAAAGACAACAGAGAGAAUUACGUACUAAGCGUACAAAUGGUAUAUAUUGA
Messenger RNA from Ascoidea rubescens DSM 1968, 1995 nucleotides. It is a transcript of the gene ILV2, whose product is annotated as acetolactate synthase catalytic subunit. The record is from RefSeq and is a predicted model, not a curated record. NCBI's taxonomy places the organism in Eukaryota, Fungi, Ascomycota, Saccharomycetes, Ascoideales, Ascoideaceae. The transcript has a single exon. Bases 1 to 1995 code for a protein of 664 amino acids. Gene Ontology annotation, molecular function: acetolactate synthase activity; thiamine pyrophosphate binding; flavin adenine dinucleotide binding. Gene Ontology annotation, cellular component: acetolactate synthase complex; mitochondrion. Gene Ontology annotation, biological process: L-valine biosynthetic process.